CGAAAGAAUCGCGGCCCAAAAACACGGUUGGCGGCGCCAGGACCCGAAGGACCGCCGUCGAGAGCAUGAUCUGCGAGGCCGACGGACGACACAUGGACGACGAGAGCGAGAUGAUGCUGCCGCCAGAGAUCGCUGCGUCGCACCUCGCCGUGGGCAUGUACAUGGCGCUCUGGCCCAAGAUCGAAAAGUGCGACGGCUACGUGGGCAUGCUCUUGGACACGCAAGAGAGCUUGCAGGAGAAGAUCGCCGAGCUCAUGGGCCUUCUGGAUGGCGGCGCCGACACCACGUCGCCGCUCGUCGGGUACGCGGCGCGCCUCCAGCAGUUUCCGUCGCGCGUCCAAGCGCUGCAAACCAAGCUCGAGGGCAUCCGCGCGCUCCUGGCCUCGCUCCGAAAACCAGACGUCGUCAUACCAGAGCCGCCCAAGGCUGCACCACCCGUUGUGGUGGCCGCCAUCGAUGACGAAGAGGAUGAGCGCGAGGCGUUGGUGCCAGCCCACAACGUCGCGACAGAGGACGUUGCGCCGCAGUAACGAAUGGCCGCCCUGCCUGUCCCGUACACUUCUACGACUACACCCAGAGUCGCUGUGACUCGAAUAUAUCGUCGUUUUCUUACUGUCCUGU
Messenger RNA from Saprolegnia parasitica CBS 223.65, 621 nucleotides. RefSeq lists its product as hypothetical. The coding region runs from base 66 to 530 and encodes 154 amino acids. The transcript has a single exon. The record is from RefSeq and is a predicted model, not a curated record. Lineage: Eukaryota; Oomycota; Saprolegniomycetes; Saprolegniales; Saprolegniaceae.